AUGAGUACUAGCAGGGCACCGUUGGAGCCAAACGUCUCCAAGGUCUCUAUUCUCGGAUCAGAGUCUAUUAUACUCGGUUUCCACCUCACAGAAUACAUCGUACGCGACGUCUUGGCCAAUAUCACAGCCUCAAACUACGUUCUCAUCACAGACACCAACCUCGCCCCUCUAUACCUCGACCGUUAUGUCGCUGCUUUCGAAGCCGCCCUCGCUAAACUUCCUCAACCACCACGUCUCUUCACACGCAUCCUUCCUCCCGGAGAACUCACAAAGUCUCGCAAGGUAAAGGCCGAAAUCGAAGACUGGCUGCUCUCAAACCAUGUUACCCGCGAUACCUGUUUCUUGGCCAUGGGUGGAGGUGUUAUUGGUGACCUUAUUGGAUUUGUUGCCGCAACUUUCAUGCGUGGUGCUGCCUUUGUUCAAAUUCCCACCACACUUUUGGCAAUGGUCGACUCUUCGAUUGGUGGAAAAACUGCAAUCGAUACUCCAGCCGGAAAGAACUUGAUUGGCGCUUUCUGGCAACCCAAGCGAAUCUUUAUGGAUCUCGCCUUCCUCCAGACCUUGCCAGAACGCGAAUUCUCAAACGGUAUGGCCGAAGUUGUAAAGACUGCAGCCAUUUGGAGUGAACCUGAUUUUGUGAAGCUUGAGAAUGGUGUUGAGGCUGUCAGAGAGGCUGUUCUCAACGGUAACACUGGCAUUCCUUUCCAAGAAGCUCAGGGCCUUUUAUUGGAUGUCAUUCUGGCUUCAGCAAGAGUAAAAGCACAUGUGGUCACAAACGAUGAGCGUGAAGGUGGUUUGCGUGGUCUGUUGAACUUUGGCCACUCUAUUGGCCACGGUAUCGAGGCCUUGGUGUCGCCUAUGAUGCUCCACGGAGAGUGCGUGUCAAUUGGUGUCAUAAAGGAAGCAGAGCUAGCACGUAACCUUGGUCACCUCAACCAGGUAGCUGUUGGAAGAUUGGCCCGCUGUUUGUCAUCAUACGGUCUUCCCAUCAGUCUGGAUGAGAAGAAGGUGAAGGACAGAAUCGGUAAUCUCUAUUGCCAUGUGGAUGAUAUCAUGGAAGUCAUGAAGGUCGACAAGAAGAAUCAGGGUGACAAGAAGCGUAUUGUUCUACUGUCUGCUAUCGGAAAGACCCUUGAACAACGUGCUUCGAUUGUACCUGAUUCUGCUAUCCACAAGGUUUUGGCACCCGAGCAACUCGUUUUGCCAGUCACCGAAUCUGCUACUGGACCCAAGAAACAGGUUAGCCUCACAACCCCAGGAUCAAAGUCUAUCUCCAACCGUGCCCUCUUGAUGGCCGCAUUGGGUUCCGGAACUGUCCGCGUCAAGAAUCUUCUGCACUCGGAUGACACUCAAUACAUGUUGGCUGCUCUCAAGAGCCUCGGUGCUGCCGACUUUGAAUGGGAAGACAAUGGCGAGUGUUUGGUGGUCUAUGGUAAAGGUGGACAAUUACGGGUGCCUGAAAAGGAACUCUUUGUUGGAAAUGCUGGAACAGCCUCGCGCUUCCUUGCCACAGUUCUCACUCUCAUCAAAACUGUCGAUGACCCCAAACAUACCCAGGCAGUUCUGACCGGAAAUGCCCGCAUGAAGCAAAGACCUAUUGCACCUCUUCUUACUGCCCUCAAGGCUAACGGUGCCAAGCUUACUUCGGUCGAGAAGGAAGGUUUCUUGCCUAUCGCAGUCACACCCAAUGGUGGUUUCAAGGGUGGUCGCAUCGAAUUAGCUGCUUCAAUCUCAUCUCAAUAUGUAUCAUCUAUCCUCAUCUGUGCUCCAUAUGCUCAAAAUGAAGUUGAAUUGGUUCUCACUGGCGGACAAGUUAUUUCCCAACCUUAUAUUGAUAUGACCAUUGCAAUGAUGGAAUCUUUCGGUGCCGUUGUUAAACGCCUUCCCAAUAACACAUAUCGCAUCCAAAAGUCUGUUUACAAGAACCCUGAUCACUAUCUCGUCGAAUCGGAUGCUAGUUCCGCUACAUAUCCUCUCGCUAUAGCUGCCAUCACUGGCACUACAUGCACUGUUACCAGUAUUGGAUCCAAGUCUCUGCAAGGUGAUGCUACCUUUGCCAUUAAUGUCCUCCGCCCCAUGGGAUGCACCGUCGUCCAAACCGAAACUGCCACUACAGUCACUGGCCCCCCUCUUGGCCAGCUGCGCCCCCUCGCUUCUGUCGACAUGGAAACAAUGACCGACGCUUUCUUGACCGCCUCUGUAUUGGCCGCUGUGACCUCAAACCCCAAGGGAGAGAAUAUCACACGUAUCACUGGUAUUGCCAAUCAGCGUGUUAAGGAGUGCAACCGUAUUGCGGCCAUGGUCCACGAGCUUACCAAGUUUGGUGUCACUGCCUCUGAACUCCCUGACGGUAUCCAGAUCCAUGGUAAGCCUAUCAAGGAUCUCAGAGCACCCAAGGAAGGCGUCCACUGUUACGAUGACCAUCGUAUUGCUAUGAGCUUCUCGGUCUUGGCUAGUGUUGUUCCCAGCGGAACAAUCAUCCAGGAAAAGAAGUGUGUCGAAAAGACCUGGCCAACCUGGUGGGACGAUCUUGAACAUCGCCUGGGCGUCCGUCUGAAUGGUGUCGAUCAGGGUCUUAAGCUCCAAGACCAGAAGCCUAGUUCUUCCUAUGGCAGAGUUAAGAAGUCUAUCGUAAUUAUCGGUAUGCGUGGUGCAGGAAAGACCACCCUUGGUCAGUAUGCUGCCGAGACCCUUGGCUUUGAUUUUGUUGAUGUCGAUCAAUACUUUGAGGUCGUUGAAAAGACUACCGUUUUCGAUUUUAUCAACACAUGGGGAUGGGAACAGUUCCGUAUCAAGGAAUCUCAGGCUAUCAAGAACCUUUUGGCCAAAGACUCUAAAUACGCACGCAACUAUGUUAUUUCAUGUGGUGGCGGUAUCAUUGAGACCCAGGAGUCGCGCGAUAUUCUCAAGGAACAUACCCGUCAGGGCGGUAAGGUGCUCCACCUUGUGCGUGAUCUUGACCAGAUCGUCCGCUACCUUAACCGUGACACCACUCGGCCCAUGUUUGGUGAAGACAUGAUGAGCGUCUGGCGCCGUCGUCGCCCCUGGUACCGUCAGGUGUGCAACUAUGAGUUUGUAGCAUAUGCAGACUCUCUUGUGGAUGAUGGUUGGGUCUCCCCUACUGAGUGGCAGGCUAUUAAGAAGGAUUUCCAGCGUUUCUUGUUCUUUAUCCUCGGCAAGGACACUAACCAGGUCGACCUUUCCCCAACCCGCAUCGGUAUUCCCACCACCUUUGUUUCUCUGACUAUGAAGGAUCUUCGGUCUUAUGCAGACAGACUAGUUCAGGUCUGCGAGGGUUCUGAUGCUGUAGAAAUCCGUAUCGACCUUUUACAACAACCCGAAGAAGAUGAAAAAACCUUUAUUGAGUACGUUGGAGAACAGGUCGCCAUUCUCCGUCGCCACGUCAAUCUGCCAGUUAUCUUUACUGUCCGCAGCAAGGGCCAGGCAGGAGCCUUUUCGGACAAGGACGAAAGCGGAAUGUUUGAAUUGCUGCAGUGGGGUCAAAGAUGGGGCUGCGAGUACAUUGAUAUUGAGAUUUGCUGGUCCACAACUGCCAUUUCUUCACUUUUGAGCACACAAGGAUACAGUCUGUCGCUUGCCUCGUGGCACGACAUCCACCGCCUGACACCUUGGGAUAGCAAGGAACUCGAAGCAAAGUACGAACUUGCCUUCCAGUAUGGUGAUAUUGUAAAGUUGGUCGGUGUCGCAGAAAGCCUCGAAGACAACAUCAAGCUCGAAAAUUUCCGUGCCACCAAAACGGAAAAACCUAUGAUUGCCAUCAAUAUGGCUGGUGCCGGUCAGCUCUCGCGUGUCAUCAACAACUGCCUCACACCCAUUACCCACCCUGCCCUUCCCCAUAAGGCUGCUCCCGGACAGCUUUCGCUUGCUGAGAUCAACAAGGCUCGCCACCUCUUGGGCCUUUUGCCCACUCAACACUUUUGGCUUAUCGGCACUCCUAUCCAACACUCCAUGUCCCCCACACUCCACAACACUGGCUUCAAUGCACUCGGUCUUCCUCACAACUAUGGUCUCCUUGAGUGCCAUAUGUUGGAGUAUGCUGAACACGCAUUGAAUGAUCCCAGCUUUGGGGGUGCUUCAGUUACUAUUCCUCACAAGGUUGCAGUCAUGAAGUACCUUGAUGAGGUUACUGAAAACGCAAAGGUUAUUGGUGCCGUCAACACAGUCUAUGUUCGAUACGCAACCGUCAAUGGACAAAAGGUCCGUAGACUGAUUGGUGAAAAUACUGACUUUUUGGGUAUCCAGCGCCGUGUUCAGCCACUGAUGCUUGAUGCUUCAAACCCUCCCGCCGAGGGUCUUGUGAUUGGAAGUGGUGGAACUGCCCGGGCUGGUCUGUACGCUCUUCAUAAGAUGGGUAUUAAGAAGAUUUACCUGUGGAACCGCACAAUAAGCAAGGCCUAUGAGCUCAAGAAAGUGUUUGAGGGCAUGUUUGAGGUCACGGUUGUAGAAUCACUCGAAAGCCCAAUGGAGCCUGGUGUGAUUGUGUCUACUGUGCCAGCCGACAGUGGUAUCUUGCUGCCCGAGAAGGUUUAUGGUGGUAUCCGCGGUAUCAUCUGUGACAUGGCCUACAAGCCCAGACGUACUAAGCUUUUGUUGCAAGCCGAGCGCAAGGGAUGGUCAUGUGUUGAGGGUAUUGAGGUUCUUAUUUCACAGGGCAUUGCUCAGUUUGAGAUUUGGACUGGAAAGCGUGCUCCGGUUGAAACAAUUGAAGCAGAAGUAAUGAAGAAGUACGAGUUGUAAAGAAGUACACAUGUAUAUAUAUAUAUAUAUAUAUGGCUUAUCAUUUAGAAUUCCCCGUCUAUCUAUAUUUAUCUCCCUAUGUGUGUAUUCACAUCAACAACAAAAGCAUAUAUAAAUAAAUAAAUAAACACAAUCUUGAUAUACAUCAUUACUUGUAAAAGU
Molecule: messenger RNA, 4920 nt
Organism: Phycomyces blakesleeanus NRRL 1555(-)
Lineage: Eukaryota; Fungi; Mucoromycota; Mucoromycetes; Mucorales; Phycomycetaceae
Exons: 4
Coding region: 1-4758 (1585 amino acids)
Biological process (GO): chorismate biosynthetic process; aromatic amino acid biosynthetic process
Cellular component (GO): cytoplasm
Molecular function (GO): 3-dehydroquinate synthase activity; shikimate kinase activity; 3-dehydroquinate dehydratase activity
Source: RefSeq, a predicted model, not a curated record